AAUCGCUUUGAUUCGGUCACUUUUCUACAUUUUGUUUUAGAUAACGCUGUGUAUUUUGUGAGAAAACUGCGAAACAAUUUAAGCUACAGAAAAAAGAUUUCUACUAUUGGUUGAUUGUGAUAUGUGCAUUGUAUUCCUGCAUUUUCUGCCAGUGGCCAAAUGGCAAGUGAUUUGAAUAUCGAGACUACUGGAUCCAGGUGAACCACACUCUCUGUUAUGCCAAGGUUUCAUGAGCCAUGUUCUUAUAUUUGGACUAAGCUUGUCUUACCUCUCAUUUGCCAUCUCAUUAUCACCAUCUUAAGUGUAGUAAGCCGAACAUGGAUUGGAAGUAUCUUAUCCAUUAUAUGGAAUUGGACGGGUGGGUGGUUCAGCUGGACUCGUCAGUCAGAUGAGAUGCUACGGAACAUUGAAAAGAAAAUAUUAUCAUGUCUGAAAACAGCGUACAAGCGUUUCUACGUGGACAUCGGGUCUGUAGUGGGGCAGAGCGACAAGAUAUGGACGAUCUCCCUGAACGACGAGUCGCCCGCGACGCCACUGGUUAUGCUGCACGGCAUGGGAGCAGGAGUCGCGCUCUGGUGCCCUAACCUGGACGCACUCGCGGCUACGAGGCCCGUCUACGCCAUCGAUUUGCUGGGUUUCGGCCGUAGCUCGCGGCCCAAGUUCGCAUCAGACGCGGCGAAGGUGGAAGCGCAGUGGGUGGAGUCGGUGGAGGAGUGGCGGCGCGAGGUCAACCUCGGGCAGGUCAUCCUGCUGGGCCACAGCCUCGGCGGAUACAUCGCCACGGCCUACGCUAUGAAGUACCCGGAGAGAGUCCGCCAUUUAAUCCUGGCCGACCCCUGGGGCUUCCCUGAAAAACCAUCCAACGUAUACGAGAAAUACCAAGUCCCCUUAUGGAUACGCGCCGUGGCCACCGCUGUGCAACCUCUUAACCCGCUGUGGGCAGUUCGCGCCGCCGGGCCAGCUGGCAAGUGGCUGGUCAGCAAGACUCGUCCAGACUUGUCCAGGAAAUACGUCAACUAUGUGCGAGAUGCCGAAGUCGUUAUACCAGAGUACAUCUAUCAGUGCAACUCGCAGACACCCAGCGGAGAAAGCGCGUUCCACAGCUUGAUGCACAGUUUCGGCUGGGCGAAGAACCCGAUGGUGAAGCGUUUAGACAAGCUGGAUCCAGCGCUUCCCAUCACGGUGCUGUACGGCUCGCGCUCCUGGGUCGACAACAGUUCUGGCCAGGUGCUCAGCGAGAACAGACCCGGCUCUAGCACCUACGUGCAGGUGAUUAACGGAGCAGGCCACCACGUGUACCUGGACAAGCCGGAGCUCUUCAACAAGUUCGUCCUUGAGGCGUGUGUUCGCGCAGACGAGCGCAAAGAUAAGCCCCCAGCUGCCAUUCAGGCCGGCGAAGCGCCCGCCACGGAAGCGGGAGACUCCGCCACCGCGACCACCCCCGCCUCUUGAUACCACGAGUGGGACUAACAUAAGUUGUAAUGGGAGGCGAUGGACUCAAUGAGGGCUAUCGUUUUUAUACUUAACAGUUGGCACCCCUGGCGAUUGACAGAACCUUGCUCUACAGUGGCGCCAUCUUGACGAGUGCAAAUGCGAGUCCUUUUUCCACUUUAGCGCUCACCAGUUGAUGCCACUGUCUUCGCUACUAGCAAGUGAAAGGACCUUACUCUACAGUGGCGCUAACUGGUAAGCGCUAAAACGAUAGCCCUCAUUAGAUAGGUUGUUCUCUCCAUACGAGCGUCGACGCAGACGACAAUCUUCGGUUGCUUUGCAACAAUUUACACCCGAAUCUGCCUUUUGCGUCGACCUCCUAGGUUAAUCGAAUGAAGACCCGGUUGCAUGAGAAAUUGGCAAUUUUGAUCCUAUUAUUAAUAAUCGUCACAGACCAAUUACACCGUCACUGCCAAUUCAGCUUAGGUUAUUUUAUACAGUAACUUGAAAUUACACGAGCAACCACUCAGGAACUAUUGGGUCGGCUAUUUACACCAGAACUAAACAGAACGCCUCCCGUGACUCGCUUUAUAGUCGUUGAAGACUCACGUUAAGCUUUCGGAGUACCUGCUAGGCUGAUUUUGUACGCGAUUUGUAAUACGUUUGCCUAAAUAAUUAGUGAAGUAAGAUUUGACCGUCUCAAGACUACUCGAUCGGUGCAAGUAUUUUAGAUUUAAUGCGAUAAGUAAUGUUGACGUUUUACUCAAAGUCGCACUUUAUGGUACACUUUUCUCUAAGUAGAAAGUUUACAGCAACUGUAUUCAAGCAAUUUUAACUUAAUAUUCUAAAUUGGAGAUCCAUGAAGUUAGGUGAAAUAUACAUUUUGGAAAUUCUAUGGCUUCUGAUCACUAAGAUUGCGUCGUGAAUUAUAUUAUAGAUCUAAGAUCACAUAGACAUUCUUGAAUGCAUCAGAAAAAUGGAAAAUGCCCUGUCUCACGCCUUACUUGAAACGCUUCAAUUCUGUAAUCAUCUUCCUAUUCUACUUACAAAAUCUUCUAAAGUUAGAGUUUAUUAACAUUUGACCAAAUUAAAAUGUUGUCUCGCAUACUAUUACUUCCACAAUAGUUAAGAUAUGUUACGGGUUACAUUGUUAACGAUUCAUAAAUUUAAUUCAUUGUUGAAGUUAGUUUUAGAUAAAGUUUAUUUGUGUCGAUGCACGUCCAUAAUGGACUUCCUUCAAUGGAUCGAUUAAUGAUUUUAUAAGUUAAAUAUUGAUCAUGAUAGUUUUACUAGUUCUGUGCAUUUUGUUCACCAAAGAUUUGGCUAUAAAUUAUUAAUCGAUAUUGUCUAUGGUCCUUAAAAGCUCAUUCAUAACUUUAUUAUACAAUUUCUGCCAUAUUACGUAGUAUGUUAAUACUUAAGGUAUCUAAACUUAAUGAAACACCCCAAAAAUUGGACUACAAAGUAUUAUAACAUAGUGUGAUUUGGUAAAUGCACAAUUUUGACUUUUAUUUUAUUGAAUUAAGACAAUACAAAUUGUUUUGUUGUCGUGUUGUUUAGCCUGUGGCUUUUGAUACGUGGAAUGAAUUAAACUGUAAAUAAACAUAAUUUAUUGAAUUUAAUAA
Ostrinia nubilalis (European corn borer) is the source of this 3056-nucleotide messenger RNA. RefSeq names its product (Lyso)-N-acylphosphatidylethanolamine lipase (gene puml). Bases 217 to 1452 code for a protein of 411 amino acids. Gene Ontology annotation, molecular function: carboxylic ester hydrolase activity; lysophosphatidic acid acyltransferase activity. Gene Ontology annotation, biological process: lipid homeostasis; phosphatidic acid biosynthetic process. The record is from RefSeq and is a predicted model, not a curated record. NCBI's taxonomy places the organism in Eukaryota, Metazoa, Arthropoda, Insecta, Lepidoptera, Crambidae. Gene Ontology annotation, cellular component: lipid droplet; mitochondrion. The transcript is spliced from 9 exons.